AAAUUAACCUUGAUCUUAUUGUAUCAUUUUAGUAUAAAAAUCAUGAUAAAUUCAAAUUUAAAUCAGUUAGAACUUAAUAUACCCCAAAAAACAUCACCAAAAUGUUUAAAGUAGUUCUUUUAAUAUCGCUUUUGUUCUACAUAAAAUCAUCACAGGCUAUGAUCCCAUCUCUCAUGCAAUUCAAAACUAUUUGUAUGGAAGAAACCGGAAUAACAGAAGAUGAAAUUCCACGUCCACCUUCCGGUUCACCACCUUCAGGUCCCCCACCUGACAUGCCAGAACCAUCUCAAAAAUUAAAAUGUUUCUUAGCAUGUUUACUUGAAAAAGGUGGCCUAAUAAAUUCGUCUGGCGAUCUCCAAGUAGAUAAAAUCCCCAUUCCAGGGGUUGAUUUCACCUCGUGCAAAAACAUAGAGGAAUCAGAUAAAUGCAACAAAGCUUUUUUGAUGGAAAAGUGUGUACGGAAAUUAUUACCGAGGCCUUAACCACGUCCGAAUCACUUCAUUGCGUUUUUAACUUAAUCGCUUUUUAAUUUUAAUUAACAUUUAUUAGUUAAUUUCGGUGGAUUUUAUGAAAUAAAAGGGAAU
This is a messenger RNA of Onthophagus taurus, 584 nucleotides long. RefSeq names its product Odorant-binding protein 57c. Lineage: Eukaryota; Metazoa; Arthropoda; Insecta; Coleoptera; Scarabaeidae. Gene Ontology annotation, molecular function: odorant binding. The record is from RefSeq and is a predicted model, not a curated record.